Molecule: messenger RNA, 2111 nt
Organism: Fukomys damarensis (Damara mole-rat)
Lineage: Eukaryota; Metazoa; Chordata; Mammalia; Rodentia; Bathyergidae
Gene: Epdr1
Product: ependymin related 1
Exons: 4
Coding region: 1-825 (274 amino acids)
Biological process (GO): cell-matrix adhesion
Cellular component (GO): extracellular region; lysosome
Molecular function (GO): calcium ion binding
Source: RefSeq, a predicted model, not a curated record
AUGGAGGAAAAUUUCCCUCGCGGCGCCUUCCCGCUCCCUGCCCCCUUAAAUCGCGGUGCCCUCCAGGAUGUCGGUGGCACAGCCGCCACUGCGUUUCCUGUUGGCAGCAGUGAGCCGAGGAAGCAGCGGCGACAGGAGGAGGAGGCCGAGGCAGGAGCAGCUGCUCGCGAACGGGGACCCCUGCCGCCCGCCCCGCUUACCCUGGCCGCCUGGCUCUGGGUCUGCGCGCUGGGCAGGCUGUGCACUGCUGGGUUCCCGGAAACGCCGCGCCCCUGCCAGGCCCCGCAGCAGUGGGAGGGACGCCAGGUCCUUUUCCUGCAGAGCAGUGGGCACAACAGCCGGGCGCUGCUGUCCUAUGACGGCCCCAACCAGCGCUUGCGGGUGCUGGACGAGAAGAAGGCUCUUAUCCCUUGCAAGAGAUUAUUUGAAUAUAUUUUGCUCUAUAAGGAAGGAGUGAUGUUCCAGAUUGAACAAGCCACCAAGCAGUGCUCAAAGAUCCCCCUGACAGUAGCCUGGGACCCUCUUGACAUUCCAGACAACUCCACCUUUGAAGACCAGUACUCAAUUGGGGGCCCCCAGGAGCAGAUCACUGUCCAGGAGUGGUCCAACAGGAAGUCGGCGAGAACCUAUGAAACCUGGAUUGGUGUCUAUACAGCCAAGGAUUGUUAUCCUGUCCAGGAAACCUUCAUCCAAAAUUACACUGUAGUCCUGUCCACACGGUUUUUUGAUGUACAACUGGGCAUUAAAGACCCGUCUGUGUUCACCCCUCCAAGCACAUGCCAGAUGGCCCAGACGGAGAAGAUGAGCGAGGACUGUGCCUGGUGAUCUGCAGGCAGCAGGAACCUCGGCGGGGAGCGGAUCUGAGAGUCUUCACUGCACAUGAAGAUAAUGUAGGGUGAAUAAUCCUUUGUAUGUUUGACAUUGGCUGCAUGGCUGCGUUCACAGAAGGAAACUGGUUGGAUUUUCUGCAUGUCAGUGCUGGGCUGUCCGAAGACGUGGGGGGAUCAGCAUGAGCAGUUUGUCUUGGAAGGAUCGAGUACUUUCUUACUGACACUGUAAGAAUUAAUGGCAGUAGCACAAAGAAAGGCCCCAGUUUUGCUGCACCAGGGUGGCAGUUGUCCCCAUUGACCCCCACCUCCACCUCCACCUGUCCCCUCUGUCCCUUUGGCUGCUAACAAAAUGAGCCGUUAAAAUGCCUUCUAUACUCACAAGCUUCAUGGUGUGACCUGAUGGAUAGAAAUAAUUUGGAAGGAAAUGAAAGGCCUUAAUACAAAGUAAUAAUUCCUCGAAAGGGGAAAGGAAAGGGGAGAAAAAAUUAUAAACAAAAGCUGGGACAACCUUAGUACCUAUACCUGGAGAAGUGUGGGCCAUGCAUGUGCUUGCUCUAUGCACGAGUAUCUCUUACUGUGCUGAAUCUUCACAGACAGUCGGUGGGCAGAGAGUAUUUGAAAAUAACGCAGAAGUAGGUACCAGAGACUAUCACCUCCCAAAUCCAGGGUUAGAAUUCCUUUGCAUCUUGUGCUCUUAACUUCUCCAGGCAUUAAAUGCACUAGGCUUUCCUCACCUUAGCCUUCCUGGGACUCUGUUUUGCAACGUCUGUGUCUGUCUGACUUCUGCUCAUCUUUCCCAGGUUGGCUCACACAUAACCUUUUCUGAGAGCCACACCCAAGCCCAGAUGAGUUACAUUUGCAGCUUGAGCAUGCUUUUCUCAUGACACUUAUGCUCUGGGCCAAUUUCUUGCCUCCUGGACACGACACCAUCCUGUACUAUCCUGCCUAAGAGUCCCCCAAGUAUGGGUACUGUGUCCUGUUUUCUUUUAUAUCCCCAGUACCAACCAAGUGCCUGGCACACAUUGAGCACCCUCAACAUUUGUAGAGUGGCGAAUACUACCCUCUCUGAUCUUGUUUCCUUCUGGGUUAAGUGGGGUUGAAUUUGCUGAUCACUGGGAGAUUUCCAGCAAUGCAAUUUAUUCUAGAUUCUUCCACUAUUGUGUUUAAUCUGGCCAACUAUCUGUAGCUAUCAGGAGAAAUGUACGAUACCUGUAUUAUGGUGAAAAAAUCCAUUACUCAUGGUUUGUCUGUAUUAAUAAACAAAUUUAAUUGCAUCCCCAA